Molecule: messenger RNA, 3095 nt
Organism: Mercenaria mercenaria
Lineage: Eukaryota; Metazoa; Mollusca; Bivalvia; Venerida; Veneridae
Product: carboxylesterase 5A-like
Exons: 3
Coding region: 528-2303 (591 amino acids)
Source: RefSeq, a predicted model, not a curated record
CAUCAAAAUUUACAUUGUAGAAAAAUUUCUAUUCGCGAAAAUGUUAAGAAAGUUAUGAUUUUCCCAUAGACUCUCAUUAUGAAAUAUUGCGUGAGGUCCCUAUUUUUCAAAUCAGUCUAGCAAAAAAUCAAGCACACGACCCUAUCUUUUUUAUUUGCUUAAUUUUCUAGGUAUAUUCUAAAGUUUUGAAAAAUCAGUGUUUAAUCAAAUUCUACAUUGUAGAAAUAAUUUCGAUCCAAACGCGCAGAACUACCUUAAUAUUACAAACUGGGAUAUAAAUGUUCUAAAUUGUCAUCCAAAUACACCGAGAUAUACUGUUAUAAUUUAUUGAAAUUAACCCUUGUUUUCUAAAGAGGAUACAAAGUGUCAUGUUUACAUUCUAUACCAAACUUGGCGGAAAUGAAUAACUGAAAAAUUUCACAUCAGCUAUAGGCGAGUAGCUUUAAUCCAAAACCUGCUGCGCUGAAACUUGCACUGAUUAUUAUUAGUAGUAGUGGUGAUAUUAAGUACACCAUUCUUGUGGAAAAAUGAAAUUUAAUUCUUUUGAAGUGGUUUCAAUGUUAGUAUAUAUCACAGUUGUGUAUAGUGAUAAGGCAAGCAUAGAAACAAAACUUGGAACAAUCAAUGGUGUAACUGAAGACAUAGAUGUAUUCGGAGAGCAUUUCCGCGUGUCCAAGUUUCUUGGCAUACCUUACGCGGAACCACCAGUUGGAGAAUUACGAUUUAGGAAACCCAUCCCGAAAUUGCCGCUGAAAGAGUCACUAGAUGCAGUCCGCUAUGGAAAUGCAUGUUUGCAAGUAGACAUUGGAAUGCAACCAAAAGGAGAUACUAUAUUUUCAGAGGAUUGCCUUUACUUGAAUAUAUAUGCUCCAGCCAAAGGAGACAUAGGAGAAAAGUUCGCGGUGAUGGUUUGGUUUCACGGCGGAGGUUUCGUGGUUGGGUCAUCUGACAUCUACUCCGGGGAUCAUCUUUCUGCUUACGGUAAUGUUAUUGUUGUCACGGUUAACUAUAGACUGUCGAUUUGGGGUUUUCUUAGCACAGGAGAUGAGCAUGCGCCUGGCAAUUACGGGCUCUGGGAUCAGCGGAUGGCGCUCAUUUGGGUUCACGAAAAUAUUGCAGCUUUUGGCGGUGAUCCAGACAGAGUUACUAUAUUUGGAGAAUCUGCAGGGGCGGCUAGUGUAAUAUUUCAGGGACUUUAUCCCGAUAAUCGAGGACUAUUCCAGAGAGUGAUCGCCCAGUCAGGAUCUGCUGGGUCAUGGUGGGCUAGUAACGACCACCGUCUAGAAAACACAGAGAAGCUAGCGAAAUAUGCUGACUGUAAAACGAAACAUACCAGUGAUAUGGUUGCCUGUUUGAAAUCUGUUCCAGGUGAAACGUUGCUAGAUAUUGGUAAUGACAUGAACAAUGGUUUCAAAACUGUUCCCGUACCAUUCAUACCUAACUGGGAUAAUGAAUUCAUAAGUACUCCAACAAGACAAACCUUUGUGAAAGACAAUAAUUUGCCCGUGCAAUCACGAGACUUCUUUAUGUCCCUGGACAUAAUGGUUGGUAUGAAUUGUGGAGAAGGCAGUCUUGCAGUUAGUCCAUUCUUUGGAGUUCCAGACCCUGAUAAUUUCCUUCCAAAUAUGACUGAAUUUGAGCAAUUUAUUGUACCAGCGUUACAGAAACUUGCCUUUCCGGAAAAUAAUGAAACGAUCAUUAGAGACGCUGUAGUUGCAGAGUAUACGAACUGGGAAAACCCCGAGGAUGAAUAUAUGAUAAGAGAAGAGUUUCUUGCAAUGCACGCAGAUUUCACAUUCACAGAUCCUCUAUACCGCACAUUAGACUAUCAUGCGCCGUCGGCAAGCAACACGUAUAUGUAUUAUUUUGAUGAGGUGUCAUUGAAUCAUCUAUUUUGCCACAUGCCUUGGUUCGAAAAGCUUGGUCAUGGGGAUGAAAUACCGUUCAUCUUCGGAUUUAAAAAUGCUGACCACUUGGCCGAAUGGAAGUUUUAUGCUAAUAAAUGGGAGGAACAACUGUCUAAAAGUGUCAUCAAACUGUGGUCAAAUUUUGCCAAAACGGGAAAUCCUAAUUUCCCAGAUGAUCUCAAACUUGACUGGCUACCAUACACAACGAAACACCAGCAUUAUUUGCAAAUAUCACGUGAUAUGACGUCAUUGAAUGUUAAACAACGCUGGAACACACGUCGAGCAAAUUUUUGGGCCAACUUCCUUCCAAAACUUGUAGAUUCAACACACUGUCAGAGUGAUAGUACAUCAUUUAUAACAGGGACUUGUUCAGCAAAUGAGGAAUGUUUUCCAUAGAAUGAAACAUUUUGUACAUCUAUGUAAAACAAAGCAUUCUAAUGAAACACUAAAAAUACAGAACAAAACAGCUAAUUCUGCCAAUACUUUAUAGGUCUACUUUUCUGAAAUUAUUUUGCAUAGAUCUACUAUUAGAUCAACGCGUUGUUAAAAGCACAUUUUGUUAAAGUUGUUAUUGACUUCCCUCAUAAUGUUUUUCCUAUUCUAGACAAUUAAGCGUAUUAUUGUGACAUUUCAGAGACGAGUUACUUAAUAUGGCAUAGAUUUAUUUCGUUAAAAUUUUGACAUGUUGUUAGAUCUAACAGCAUAUUGCCCUGAGUGUUCGCUAAAAAUUCAAAAAGUACUUUCAAUAACUUUUAAGACUUUGACAAAAUAAAUGGUGGUUAAGUUGUUUUGUUCAGUUUAGUUUAUUUUUUUUUUGUCGAGCUGAUUUCUACUUUUUUUUAACAUUAGAGAUGUUGUUCAUCUUUCAAAAUGAUGUUUCAUAGAGAUAUGCCUACUUACAAAAGCUGAUAACUGUCAGUAUUUUCUUACCAUUUUGUUUUACUGUAAGUAACAUUUUUAGCUAGAGUGAAACAUAUUUAUCACACUUAGAUCUAGUUAGAUUGUUUGGAAAAUAUUCAGUUUCAAAAAUGAAUAUUGAUCCUUUUACAUGUAGAGCUACAUCUAUUGUUACAAUUUAUGAUAUAAUUACAUGGAUGAGCAUAUUUCGUUUUAUUAUAUACCUGUAUAAAUUCUGUAAAAAAUUCGGCUUGUAUUUCACAAUUAAAUAUGAACAGGCAGAAAAAAUUC